AUGGCGGCGCCGCCCGCUCCCCAGCCGCGCCUGCGCAACCGCGCAGCCGCAGCGCGCAGGCGCGAGGCGGGCGGCGCGGCCGCUGUUGCCGGAAGCGCCGCGCGGGGCAUGUUGGCCCUCGCCGGCCUCCGUGGGCGCGCGGCCGCCAUGCCCCGCAGGGGCAAGGGCGGCGCGGAGGAGGCAGCCGCGGCCCGGCCGGCCGCCCCCGCGGGGCCCGUGGCGGCGGGCGGCGAUGGCUCCGUGCGGGUGACCGUGCGCGCCAAGCCCGGCUGCCGGCGCAGCGCCGUGACAGAUGUGACAACUGAGGCAGUAGGUGUAGCUAUUGCUGCACCUCCGUCAGAUGGAGAAGCAAAUGCAGAGCUGUGUCGCUACCUCUCUAAGGUGCUAGAGGUGAAGAAGAGUGAAGUUGUUUUAGAGAAGGGUGGUAAAUCACGUGACAAAGUGGUGAAGAUUUUGGUAUCGAUGACACCAGAUGAGAUAUUAGAAAAACUGAAAAAAGAAGCUUCCAGUUGACCUAAAACCAGAGCAGGAAAUGGAGCAAUGCGUCUUGGUAAAUUAUAUAAAUCUGGUCCUAUGGGAAUGUGGAUAAUGCCUAGGGAAAGGUAAUAUUGCCCCUCUUGUUAAUACAGCUGCUGCUUAGUUGAAGUGUUUGUGUAGGUCUCGGUCUUCACCUUUGUCACUGUAUGUAGUAAAAUUGGAAAAAUUUGUCUUUACAGAGGUUCCAGGUCUGAUUCAGUCAGUACAGUUUUAUUUUUUUGUUUUAUUUUUUCCCCUCUGGAGAGUUUCUUGCUUGUAAGAUUUGUCCACUUAAUAAACAGUUCAGAGAUCAUUUAGAAAUGCCAUGCAAAAGGAUAGAUGAAUCUAGUUGAUGAAGAGCAUAAAGAGCGUUCUCUGUAAUAUCUGGUGGCUGACAUAGGAUGCAGUUCUCCUGUUACUUGCACAUCUGUAUAUCUAAAUUAAAGUUAUUUGAAGCCAGUAUCCUUUGUUGCACACAAGCAAGC
Molecule: messenger RNA, 1001 nt
Organism: Nothoprocta perdicaria
Lineage: Eukaryota; Metazoa; Chordata; Aves; Tinamiformes; Tinamidae
Gene: CUNH15orf40
Product: chromosome unknown C15orf40 homolog
Exons: 4
Coding region: 1-513 (170 amino acids)
Cellular component (GO): cytoplasm
Source: RefSeq, a predicted model, not a curated record